Microthlaspi erraticum is the source of this 369-nucleotide messenger RNA. The record is from the annotation of a GenBank genome assembly. NCBI's taxonomy places the organism in Eukaryota, Viridiplantae, Streptophyta, Magnoliopsida, Brassicales, Brassicaceae.
AUGACUGUUAAGAAAGUUGAGAUCAAGGUGGAUAUAAACUGUGGGAAAUGCAAUAGCGCAAUCAUGGAAACAGUCACAGAGAUAGAAGGUGUGAAUCAUAUCUCAUUAGAUGAGGAAAAAAGCAUACUUACGGUGGUGGGGACAAUGGAUCCGAUAUGCGUAGCAGGGAGACUAAAGAAGAUUAAACAGAAACCAGUAAUCAUCAGCGUUGGACCACCACCAAAACCACCGGAACCUCCAAAGCCUCUACCAGCGCCUGAACCACCAAAGCCUGUGUGCAAUUGCAAGCCUAUGGAUUCUUACUGCGGGAGUUGUGAUAUUGUGUCUGUUACUACCUAUGAAAGUGGAAGCGGCUGCACCAUUGUUUGA